AAAGAUCAGGAUGCAUGCAUAUCGAUAGUAAAGGCAAUUGUCGAGUUGUCAACUGGUUUCAGCUUAGCAGAUAUGUAUCCAUCUCUCAAAGUGCUUCAACUCUUUAGUGGAAUGAAGCACAAACUUGAGAGCCUGCUUCAGGAUAGUGAUAGGAUCCUUGGUGGCAUUCUUGAUGAUCACCGAGAGAGCAUAAAGGUAGAAAAAGGACAAGCAGGUGGGGACCUGGUUACUUCUCUGUUAAAGCUUCAGGAGAAUGGAGACCUUGAGUUUCCCCUCACUGACACUGACAUCAAAGCAAUUAUCUGGGAUAUCUUGAGCGGUGGAAGUGAGACAUCAUCAACAAUUGUGGACUGGGCAAUGGCAGAAAUGGUAAAAAAUCCAAGGGUGCUGGAAAAGGCACAGAAGGAGGGAGAAGAUCUAGACAUGAGUGAAGCAUUUGGUAUCACAGUUAGAAGGAAAGAUGAUCUUAUCUUAGUUCCUACAACUUACUAGCCUUUAUAUAAUGAAUAGAGGGAUCACAUUCACAGGUCUAAGUUGUGUGUGUGUGUGUUUCAUGUGUGUUUCAUUCUCUCAGUGUCUUAAAAGUUAGUAGUCAGAAGUAAGAUGCUUUUAUUGUAUUUCUUUUUUUAUCAUAAAAAGAAAAUUUUAUUGUGGUGAGCAUAAAUGCUAUUUUUAUUC
Molecule: messenger RNA, 678 nt
Organism: Rubroshorea leprosula
Lineage: Eukaryota; Viridiplantae; Streptophyta; Magnoliopsida; Malvales; Dipterocarpaceae
Source: the annotation of a GenBank genome assembly